AUGUACAUUAACACAUCUGGCAAACUUAAUAAUAAUCCCUCGAAUAGCUCUAGUAAUAUUGACAAAAACAACAGUUGCUACAAUAGAAAUGACAACAAUACUGAUUUACCCAAAAAUAUUUCGAUGCCUGAUGGCUCUUUGAGUGUUUCCCCAACUUCUGUGUCUCCAACCAGGAUAUUUCCUAAAGAUGAUUUCAUUUUUAACCAUAACUCAUCUUUUUUUAAUACAAAUGCAGAUAAAAAUGGUUUACAAACUUCACCUUCUAAAGACGUUCUAUGUUGCAAUAAUACCAUUAGCAACACCAAAACUGUUUCAACUAUUAAAAUAGAAACAUAUAAUUGUAGCAAUAAGAACACCUUUCAUAGGAAUAACAGUAUUUCAAGCCUUGGGUUUAUCAAUAGACCAAAAAGAAUCAACGAGUUUAGUCAAAGAUCUAAGGAUGACGAUCUGAUAAAAUUAAACACAGAAAGAAAUAGAUAUAUCCCCUCGCGUUCAAAAUCGUUACCAUUUAAUUCAUUGAAAUUGAAAAGUAACUUAAAAUCAUCAAAUGGUGAGAAGGGACGUCCGGUUAGAUCCAAGAGUGUCCAUUUCGAUGAAUUGUUACCGAUUAAAUAUUUCCAUAAAUACGAAUGUCCUACUUGUGUAUCUAGGCAAAACAGUGAUUGUGAAGUAAUAGAAAAAAUCAAUUUUGAUAUUGUCAAACCUCUGCGCAGGUAUCAGUCGGAUAGUGACAGCGAUGGUGAUGGCAGUAAUGGAAAUAAUAACACUGAUACUGCUGUUACAUUUAUUAAAGAAGAUGGUUUAUUUGAUAUCAACUUUUCUAUAUUGAGCCAAACAAGUAACAACAGAGAUCUUAAAUUAAAUGUUUAUGCUAAUAGUGGAAGUGACUCGAAUGUUAUGUUACAAAGUAUCAAAUUAGAGAAAAGAAGAACUUAUAACAAUUUUUUCGAUUUCUUCAUUUGGGGUAAAAUCAGUGUCAAGAAUAUCUUUUAUGAGAAAUCGAUUUAUAUUAGAUACACCUUUAAUCACUGGAAAACUUUCAAUGAAAUUAAAGCACAGUAUGUUCAAGAUAUACUACUGAAAUCUAAUUUUAAGGAUUACGAUACCUUUGAAUUUUCUUUGUAUAAUUUAAAAAAUCUAAUAUUAAAUGAAAAUAGUAACAGUCCAGUUCUUACUUCGUCCUCAAAUGAGGAUAGUAACAUUAUUGAAGGCGAUUUAGAGUUUUGUAUUCAUUAUGAAACAGUGGAUUCUAAUACUAAUAAAAUGCUAGACUUUUGGGAUAAUAAUAAUGGCAAGAAUUAUAAAAUCCAUUUGGUGUUACAUACUCAAGAUAAUAAUAAUAAUAAUAAUAACAAUAAAAAUUCGUCUAUGAAUGUAUCAACUACUUUACGUUCAAACAAACCCAAAAAUAAAAAUGAUGAUAAUGAUGAUGAUGGGUACUUUGUGUUUCAAACAGACAAAUACUAUAAUAUAGCUAAUGAAUUAGGUGGAUUUAACAAAAAAAAUAAUAAAUUUGGGGAAUAUAAGAAUUCUUCUAUUUUCAACAGUAAUCGUACAAGGACUAAUUCUACUUUCCUAGAUGAUUUAUUAAAUGAAACUAGUUUUCUUCAACUAGAUGAUUAUUCUAAUAUAGAUUCCACCACACCUACGAGUAAACUUUACAAUUUCAAUAAUUAUAAAAGUAAUAACCUAUUAUUACAAAAAAAUAACACAAAUAAAAUAUUCGGUAAUAGUAAUGAUGAGGAUUAUGCUGAUGAUGUUGAUAAAGAUGAUGAUAGACCAUUGUUCUUUAAAGAUUUCAGAAACCCAUUUGCAAACUAA
Arxiozyma heterogenica is the source of this 1821-nucleotide messenger RNA. It is a transcript of the gene PIG2, whose product is annotated as putative protein phosphatase regulator PIG2. Gene Ontology annotation, cellular component: protein phosphatase type 1 complex. The coding region runs from base 1 to 1821 and encodes 606 amino acids. NCBI's taxonomy places the organism in Eukaryota, Fungi, Ascomycota, Saccharomycetes, Saccharomycetales, Saccharomycetaceae. Gene Ontology annotation, molecular function: protein phosphatase 1 binding; glycogen binding. The record is from RefSeq and is a predicted model, not a curated record. The transcript has a single exon. Gene Ontology annotation, biological process: regulation of glycogen biosynthetic process.